UCCCAGUCCAUCCCAGUGCCCUCUGUCCCCCAGGGCACCUUCGCCUCCCGUGUGCAGCUGGAGGGCGGCUCGGUGCGGGUGGAGCGGGAGGUGGACGCGGGGCUGGAGACGCUGCGGUUGCGCCUCCCGGCCGUGCUCACGGCGGAUCUGCGCCUCAACGAGCCCCGUUACGCCACCCUGCCCAACAUCAUGAAAGCCAAGAAGAAGCCCCUGGAGGUGAUCCCGGCGGCAGAUUUGGGGGUCCCCGCGGGGCCCCCCCGGCUGCGGGUGCUGCAGGUGCAGGAGCCCCCGGCCCGGGCGGGGGGGGAGAAGGUGGAAAAUGUCCCGGCCCUGGUGGAGAAGCUGCGGAGCUGCGGCCGCAUCUGAGGGGGAAACCAGGACGGACCAGGACGGACCAGUGCCCUCCAGGAACCCCCCCAGUCACCCCCAGUGCCUUCCAGUCUGGGCCAGUGCCCCCCUGUCCCCGCCCAAUGCCCCCCAGGACCCCCUCCCUCUCAGCCCAGGCCCCCCAGUGCCUUCUACUUCCCCCAAAUAAAGGCGUGGCUGCUCGA
Neopelma chrysocephalum (saffron-crested tyrant-manakin) is the source of this 551-nucleotide messenger RNA. RefSeq names its product electron transfer flavoprotein subunit beta-like. NCBI's taxonomy places the organism in Eukaryota, Metazoa, Chordata, Aves, Passeriformes, Pipridae. Gene Ontology annotation, cellular component: cytosol. The record is from RefSeq and is a predicted model, not a curated record. Gene Ontology annotation, molecular function: electron transfer activity. The annotation marks the transcript as partial. The transcript is spliced from 2 exons.